CGCUCAAAGCUUUAGAUGGUAGCCACGUCAUGCCUCCCUUACGAUCUGGCAGAGCCUCAAAGGCGUGUGAUCUGUGCCGCAAACAAAAAACUCGAUGUUAUGCCUCUAACGAUGCAAACGGCAUCUGUCUCCGAUGCCAAACCUUGUCACAGCCCUGCUCUCUUAUCUUUGCCGCUACCGAGAGCCGAUCAGCUUCACCAGCAGGGACUCAACGACGACAGAUUCUUUCGGCAGCCCCUGAAGAUUCAACCCAAUCAAAGUCGAGUGAUGCAAGGCUCGAACGACUGGAAAAAACUGUCGAGACUUUACUAGAUAGACUUGACGCUCUCACUAGCAUCUCGACCCGGAACGAACCGUCACCUAGACCUAUCCAGUCCAGUCUUCCGUCAGAACCGAAUUCAGCGCCCGUGUUCGUGAUCCGAGAUGCCGCCACCGAUGCUGGUGUAUACUCACCAGAGGUUCACGGAGUUCCAACUGCAGAACCAGAUCUAAUCGCUGCAGGAUUCAUUGCAACCUCAACUGCUCACUCUCUACUCAAAUUGUUCCGUACGCAUUAUGGGCGAUGGGUGAGGUUCUCCGAAGAGAUACCAAUCGAAGAUCUCGUGUCACAAGUCAGAAGGUCACCGCUGCUUCUUUGCAGUAUAUUUUUGAUUGCGGUCAGACACACGACGCAAGAACUUGCAGACAGCCUAGCGCCCAGGCUCUUCCAGGAAGCGAAGCGCCUCGUUACCUCGUCCUUACUCGUGGUACCUCAGUCGAUGGAAUUUUUCCAGGCUACGCUUAUACUCAGUCUUUGGUCUACGACAAUUGGACAGGUGCCAUUAAGCAUUGACGGUUGGCUCUUGACGGGGUAUGCCCUUCAACAAGGCCUGGCGAGUCCAGAAUUUGCAGAGCUCCACCAGGCAAAUUCGGUGUCAUCACUUUCAAAGUCCACUGUCGAUGCUUGUUACCUCUGGAAUCAUCUAUGCAUUGCUCAUCUCCAAUAUUGUGUCGGCACCCGCAGACAAGCCCUGCUCAACGAAACGCAAAUCAACCGCUGUCUUCGGUUUAUCGAUACCACAAAGGCCCCCAAUUUCGAAGCUAGGAUGGUGGCCGAGGUUAAGCUCUACUGGCUGAUUUACGAAAAGUGUUCCGGCCCUCAGGUCAAUCUUGCCGAAACGAAGCUUGCUCUGCAGUCCUGGUUGCAAGACUGGGCAGAUUUAUUCAAUCAACCUCGCUCGCAGUUUCUCCAGAUGGGUUUUCAUUUUGCUCAUCUUCUCGCCUACUGCCAGUCACUCAAGUCAGAAAAAGUCAUGGUGGGAGACGGCUUUCUUGCGGAAAUGGUGCGACUGUCUCAAACCAUCAUUAACCUUGCCAUUGACACCACAGACGAACGUACUCGUCAUCUAACCGACCAUAUCUAUCACAUUGUCACUUUCUCAACGCUGACGCUGUGCCGGCUUGUUCAUACCUACGAGUCAACACUGCGUGCAGCUGAUUAUGAUGUCGCUGGUUUGGACACUCUUAUCCAGAAGCUCAUCGCCUGGCUCAAAUCCAUCGGCCUGCCCUGUCAUGCGACGCAUAUGCUGGGCGACAUUGUCUCUGCACGUUUCAAAAAAUUACGACCACACUUCAGUCCCGCCACUGGUGGCUCAACCAGUGAUGACGGGGCAGUUUCUGACAUUGAUUAUCAAUUUCUGUCAGCUGACCUUGCGUUUCUAGACCCAGAGUAUAUCGGCGCAGACCUGUUCAAUCUAGACUUCAGCUCAGGCUUAUGAUUUUAUACGGCGACUUUGUUUGUAUUGUCAUUUUAUGUUUCGUUACUACUUGAUUUAAAGUCAAAUUUGAUUCGGCGCAGGCGAGAUUCAGUCCCGG
Ilyonectria robusta is the source of this 1854-nucleotide messenger RNA. RefSeq lists its product as uncharacterized. Bases 30 to 1757 code for a protein of 575 amino acids. Gene Ontology annotation, molecular function: transcription cis-regulatory region binding; zinc ion binding; DNA-binding transcription factor activity, RNA polymerase II-specific. Gene Ontology annotation, cellular component: nucleus. The record is from RefSeq and is a predicted model, not a curated record. NCBI's taxonomy places the organism in Eukaryota, Fungi, Ascomycota, Sordariomycetes, Hypocreales, Nectriaceae. Gene Ontology annotation, biological process: regulation of DNA-templated transcription. The transcript has 5 exons.